AUCCAGUCACGAGGUAUCUUGCCACCUUUAUCUGCUUAACCUUAUAAAUCUGGAACCCUCUCACAGAUGCAUCAAAUUCACAGCAGAUUGAGAUUGAAGCACCACCUUCAUGAUGCAGUUGCAGGCAGCUCUUUCCCUAACACCUCCUCCAUCAUCAUGCUCCCUCCUAGUCCUCCCACCAACCAAGCAAUUGGCUUUCCCAAUACCAACCAGGUCCAUCCCAAGGCACCCCGCCCUAAAAUCCAAGGCCAGUGCGGUUGGAAAAGACCCUUCAACUGUCGACUACACUUCCACCUCCUCUGUUUUUCCAGCAGAGGCUUGUGACACUGUUGGAGGGGAGGCUUGUGAUGUAGAAAUGUAUCCUGAAGUAAAGCUAAAACCAGAGACCAAGAAGGGGAGUAGUGUUUCAGAGCCAGUUGAUAGAGAGUAUCUACAAUAUGACAGUCCCAAGACAGUCUUUCCAGGAGAGGCUUGCGAUGAUCUUGGUGGUGAAUUCUGUGAUCCAGAGUAUCAAAAAGGAGUUUACUAGAAUACCUUAUUGGGAACUAGGACCUGUAAACAAGGGUUGAGUCCAAGGUCGUCUUUCAGUUCUUUUCUUUUUUCCCCCUCUUUGCUGACUUUCUCUUAUGCUUGUAAAUGAUUAAUGACUAUAAACUUCUUCGAUACCGCUCAA
This is a messenger RNA of Momordica charantia (bitter melon), 673 nucleotides long. RefSeq names its product light-regulated protein, chloroplastic. NCBI's taxonomy places the organism in Eukaryota, Viridiplantae, Streptophyta, Magnoliopsida, Cucurbitales, Cucurbitaceae. The record is from RefSeq and is a predicted model, not a curated record. Gene Ontology annotation, cellular component: chloroplast.